AGAAGCUGACCAGUCGGACACUAGCCAACACUGUCCGUGAAAGAUAUAAAGCGGUAUCUUGCUCUGGUAAGAGUGCCAUCACCUGGUCAAAGGUGCUGAGUCUGAGAAUGCGUCAUACUAUAGUUACGGUGUGGGGAGAGACACUACGUGACACCAGCAGCACCGCCCUAGACCUAGCCCUAAUCCCACGUGAAGCUGUACAGAGAGCCUUCGUCGCCUUCCCAUAUCUUUUUUGCUACUGAGUGAGCCACACCCCUAUGUGGUGUCUCCUUAUACACAUCAACGCAGCAUGGUGUCAGAUGUGGCUAGAACUGACUCCAGUACCUCAUAUGCUGCCAAAUAGCUUUAUAAGCACCACGUCUAUGCAAAGCUGUAGUUUAUCCUAACAAAAAAAAACAAAAAAAAACUAAAGACUGCUCACUACAGAAAGUGCCAUGUGCAAUAUGGGAGGAAAGUCCCACCUUCUAACUGAAAGAGCCAAUCAUUGGGCUGGUAAAUCCGUUGCGUUUCUAGGUCACAGGUUAUCUUCAGCUGGGUUACAACCGGACCUAGACAGACUGGCUGCGAUUCAAAAUAUGCAUGGACCUACUAAUGUGUCUGAGGAACUCAGCUUUCUGGGAAUGAUGAAGCAACUGGGGAAGUUCCAGAACUAGCUGAGAAAACAAAGCCCCUGCAUGAAGAAAAGUCUGUGGUCCUGGGACGUUCAACAGCAGGAGUCAUUCACAAUGCUAAUAAAUGAGCUCAUCACAGCACUAGCUUUAGCGAUUUAGCGAAGGUCACAAAAGUCGCAGCAGAUGGUUUGGUGUUUUGGUCUAGGAGGAGUGAUCUAUCAAAAGUUCAGUGAUGCGUGGAAACCCGUAGCAUACGCAGCUAGACUCCAACGAAGCAGAGAUAUGCCUAGAUAAAGGAGUCCCUGGUUCUUGUUUAUAUUCGACGCAAUAGACGGGCAUUGGUUCAGAUACACAACCCUGGGAAAAGAAACCAUCCAGAUAUGGACCGGCCAAACUUAUUCGAGGAGGAUCACAGUCUGACAGCCACAGUUCAACGGCCAGCUUCAAGCCCACAGUUUCCUCUACCUACCAGACCAUGAACAUACACAUGAUCAGGACGUUUGUCUGUACCAGCCAAGAUAAAUGAAUCUUUAGAAUUGGCGAAAGCUCUGCCAUCUAGUGGUGAUUCAUGCAUAUCAUUUCAUCUGUCAGAAACCCGGCCCUCCAAAAACAAACAAAACACAAGCUCUCCAUCGCUGACACUGUACAACUGAUUCAGGUUGCAUAACUUUCGAAACUAUUCAUGCAAUUCUUAAAACAAUAUACGGAUACACACAAUUCACGUUUUUACACAUUUUAAUUUUGUUUACAAACCACUAAACAGACAAUAACCCGAUUUUACGCGGGUUCAGUCAAGUUUUUUCUUCAGAAAAGAUAAAGCACAUAGCAUAACAGACACAAUCAAUCCACACACGUUUAUCCGUGUAAAAGGUAGUGAAAUUGAUGCCAAACUGGUCACAACUCUAGGAUUUAUUAAAAUAACCACAAAGUUUAGGCAUAUGUUGUAAACAAUAAAGCAGGCGAUGAAAGAGAGAAAAAGAAAGCGACAAAGAUGAAUCAGAACUUGAUUUCUGAGCAAUGCAUGUUUAUAGAGAGUGAAAGAAAGGUGGCACAAUUCUUAAAACUUGAGAAAAAAUGAUAGUGGACCACUUGUCUGACAGGCAGACUCUCUCUCACACAUUAUUUAGUGCGUGCGCUCAGGCUGCACGCGGUCACGCAGCUGUGGAGGAUCGCGCGGAAUGUCUUGGCGCGCGGGCUCGAGCUGGAGCUCGCGAAAGGCGCUCUGAGCCGGAGACCCUCUGCUCCCCGUGCAUUAUGGAUCUCAACAUAGAUACUCUUUAAACUAAAACAGAUGCAUCCCCGCAGAAUAAACCUUUAAGCCUGACCGAUCGACACUGAAUAUUUCCGAAGACAAUGUCCGGACCACGGGUCUCGGCGAGUCAGGGGAGCGAUGAGUCGGACACGGAGCUGCUGCUCGAGACGCUCUCGCCGGAGGAGGUGGAGGAGCUCGAGCGGGAGCUCGUUUACAUCGACCCCGACCCUAACGUCCCGGUUGGACUCCUCCAGCGGAACCAGACAGACAAGCUGCCGUCCAGAGGCUACGACAGAGAGGCUAUGCUCGACUACUGUGAGCGGGAGACCAAGAAACUGAUCCGGAGAGAGCUGAGCGCAGAGGGAGGGGAUGGCCGAAGGAGAGAUCGACUUCGUCGGAUGAGAAGCAGAGAGUUUUCCAGAUCACAGAGCGGCGAUCCUCCUGACACGGAGAGCAGAAAUGCUGAGAGCCAAAAAGAUCACGAGAGAGCAAGAAAAAAUGAAGACGACUCUAAAAAUAUAUCUGAUGAAGAUAAAAAAGGCAAAGAGAAGAAAAGGGAAGAGGAAAAGACAGAAAGAGAGAUGACAGGCAAUAAGACAGAAUGCGGAAAAGAGCUUUCUAGAAAAGAAAGAGAAAGCAGCAAAACUCUAGAUCUCAUAUCUAAACUACAAGAGAAAAAAGAUGAUAAGAAAGAAAGAGGGAGAAAGGUGGAGAAAAAGGUGAGUGAAAACUCCAAAAUACGAGGGUUUGUCUCCAAACUGCAAGAAACCGAAGACCUAAAAGUAAAAGACAAUAAGGCAGAUGUCAAGAAACAAUAUGAACCAAAGAACAACAGAGCAGAAGGAAGAGUACACAUUAAAGAUGUAGAAACAGAUGAGAAGAAAAGCAAUAGAAAUAUAGAAGAGAGAAUCAAAAGAAGAGACAUAGUAGAGGGGGAUGAGAAGCGUCACUCACAGAGAGACACAACCAGAGCACAGAAUGAGAACAAAAUACAAAUGAAUCAAUCAGAAAAUGAGGUGAAAAUAUCUACCAUUUCCAGCCACAAACCCUCACUGAAGUCUUGUGGAGUGGACGAUCGUUCUGUUACGACUGAAGAGGACGAGUCCUUUAGUGAAGAUGUGGAUAGCGAUACGGGCUCCAGCAUGUUUGAUGACCUUCUGGAGCAGGUUCGCAGCGAUGACCCUGAACUAACAGAGCUCAACGUCAAUAAUUCAGAUGCCAUUAAGACAGACACUCUGAUACAGUUUGCAGAAGGUCUUCGCAGCAACACUCACAUCAAAACCUUCUGCCUUGCAAACACAAGAGCGGAUGAUCAUGUCGCAUUCGCCAUCGCUGGAACCCUUCGAGAUAAUUGCACCCUGACCAGCAUCAACCUCGACUCCAAUCAUUUAACAGGCAAAGGCAUCCUGGCCAUCAUCAACUCUCUUCAGCACAACAGCAUGCUUAUGGAGCUGAGGUUUCAUAACCAGAGACACAUCCUCGGAGGAAAGACUGAAAUGGAGAUGGCAAAAGUCUUACGUGACAACUCUUCACUGCUGAAGCUGGGAUAUCACUUCGAGCUAGCCGGGCCCAGGAUGACCAUGACGAACAUAUUGAGCCGAAACAUGGACAGGAAGAGGCAGCAACGCCUAGAAGCUCAAAAACUCGCCAGACAGGAGACGAACUCCGAGCCACGUGACGAUAAGACAUCAACUGAGAAGAAUAAGCCAACAACAUCGUCCAUCAAAACUCAGAAAAAAGACUCUAAAUUUACUGGCCUCUCAAAAUUCACUUCUGCUCAGGAAACUCCCAAAGCUCCGCCCACAAAGUCACCUUCCAGACCCCUCCCAUCUGCGGCAACAGGAAAGAAAGAAGGGGCGAUAGGAAGUCAACAAGCUCCUCUGCCCCCUCCUCCUCCACCCCCUCCUGGCCCAGCGUUAGAUGUUCAGGCCCUGAGGAGGUCACUGACCCCGAUCUCUCAGAGGAAACCAGACGGCAGUGCAGCUGUCCGACACACGGACAGGAGCUCCAGAGAUCAGCUUCUAGACUCUAUCAGAAAUUGCAGCAUGAACGCUCUAAAAAAGGUGACACAGACAUGUCAUAGAUGUUACUAUGCCACAGCAGGAGUGUUGUGCGGUACAAUAUGAAUACAGUUGAGAUCCCUAAGCGGCUGAGAUAGCAUCUUCUGCCUUCAGAUUCCCCUGCAGGCCUCCAGUGAAUAACCCUUCUUAUCUCAGACUCUCCCAAAUGCAGCCAGUUUGGAUUGUUUGAUUUCUAAGCGUUUCAAGAGGGACACAGUCAACAUUCAAGCUGUGGGAGGCAUCUGUUUGGGUUUGAAGGACCCUCACAGAAAGAUUGUUGUCAACUUUUUGCGUACUUUAUAAUAUUCUUGAAUAUAUGAUAUUGUAAAGUACUAAUCAUUACUUUGUUUAGUAAAACUCUUCAAAUAUUCUUCAAAAAGCACCCAAGUAUUGAUCUGCUUUGUUUGUUAAAUAGUAGGACAUCGUUAGAUCUGUAAACUGUUCUGAUCGUGUAUGUGAUAUUGUGUUCAAUUUCAUCAGUUUGGCCAUAGAUUUUUCAUCUGGACUUUUAGUUGUUAGUUAAAGCUGUUGAAAAUUAUAUUCACUACUGUUUAAAAAAAACAUUUAUUUUAUUAAUUAUGGUUUCAUUCGUGAAAUGUGUUAAUUCGGGUAGCAUUUAUCUUAACUCUAAAAUCAAGAAGAGAACAAGCACACCUGUAUUUAAUUGUGAUCAUUUAGACAUCGCUUGAAAAAUAUGACCUACCUGGGAUCUCUGCAUGUACUCUUAUCUGAUGUGGAUGUUUUGAUUGUAUUGCAUAAAACCUGAUUUUAUGAAUUUUAGCCGGAUAACAA
Messenger RNA from Puntigrus tetrazona (Sumatra barb), 4715 nucleotides. RefSeq names its product leiomodin-1 (gene lmod1a). Gene Ontology annotation, cellular component: striated muscle thin filament; myofibril. Gene Ontology annotation, molecular function: tropomyosin binding. The transcript is spliced from 4 exons. Gene Ontology annotation, biological process: pointed-end actin filament capping; myofibril assembly; muscle contraction. NCBI's taxonomy places the organism in Eukaryota, Metazoa, Chordata, Actinopteri, Cypriniformes, Cyprinidae. Bases 1965 to 3989 code for a protein of 674 amino acids. The record is from RefSeq and is a predicted model, not a curated record.